Lodderomyces parapsilosis is the source of this 1413-nucleotide messenger RNA. RefSeq names its product Ytm1p (gene YTM1). Gene Ontology annotation, cellular component: preribosome, large subunit precursor. Gene Ontology annotation, biological process: ribosome biogenesis. Lineage: Eukaryota; Fungi; Ascomycota; Pichiomycetes; Serinales; Debaryomycetaceae. The coding region runs from base 1 to 1413 and encodes 470 amino acids. Gene Ontology annotation, molecular function: protein binding. The transcript has a single exon. The record is from RefSeq and is a predicted model, not a curated record.
AUGCCAGACAAGAAUCAGAUAAAGAUCAGGUUCACUACAAAUGAAGAAGAUGAGAGUUUGAAAGUAGAAGGGACACCUUUGUUUGUGCCUAUAUCGUUGAAAAGAUUUGGUUUAUCUGAAAUUGUAAAUCACUUGCUUGGAAAUUACAAGACAGAUCAAGAAGAAGAAGAAGAAGAACGCAAGCCAAUACCUUUCAACUUUCUCAUCAAUGGAGAGCUUUUACGAACUUCGAUUGAGGACUAUCUUGUACGCAAUGGACUAUCAAGUGAAGCAUUUUUAACCAUCGAAUACACGAGGGCCAUUUUACCACCUAGUUUCCAAGCAUCAUUCAACAACGAGGAUUGGAUUUCAUCUAUAGACUCAAUCAACAAAACAUCAACUGCUGUAAUAGAUUCCCAAUUGACGAUAACUGACCCCAAAAUUUUGAGUGGUUCGUAUGAUGGGGUAGUACGAACUUAUAACAUGUCGGGUAAAGUUGAGAAGCAAUAUGUUGGUCAUUCAGCUCCAAUUAAAUCUGUCAAGUGGAUCUCGCCUACCAGAAUUGUAUCAUGUGGUAACGAUAAACAAGUCAGAUUAUGGAAAACGUCGUAUGAAGGUGUUGUUGAUCAAAAUGAAGAGAAUGACGAAGAUGAAAUUGAAGAUGGAAGGACAUUGGCAAUUUUGGAAGGACACAAGGCUCCAGUUGUUAACUUGGCAGUGAAUCAAAAAACAAAGAGGAUCUUGAGUGCUGGUUAUGAUAAUGCUAUCGGUUUUUGGUCAACUAAUUACAAGGAAAUGGCAAAGAUCGAAAUUCCAGAUUAUGAUUCAAAUGUGGUUUCCACAUCGUCUAAAAAGAGAAGGAAAAUGGCGUUGCAAGAUUCAACUAUUAGACGUCGUUCACCAUUGAGCUUGUUACUGGGCCAUACGGAGCCAGUGGAAGGGGUGAUUUUCGAUGCAUAUGAUACUACAGUCGGUUACUCGGUUUCACAAGAUCACACUAUUAAAACUUGGGAUUUGGUAACUUCUCGAUGUGUUGACACAAGAACAACAGGAUUCUCGUUGCUAUCGGUGUUGCAACUACCACAAGUCAACUUGAUUGCUUCAGGUUCAUCAGCACGUCAUAUCAAUUUGCAUGAUCCAAGAGUUUCAAACACAUCCGAAGUGGUUAAUGCCAAGUUGGUUGGACACACCAAUUUUGUCGUUGGAUUGAGUGCAUCACCACAUAAUGCUAACAUGUUUGCCUCGAGUUCCCAUGACGGAACUGUCAAGGUGUGGGACGUUAGAGCUGAUAAAUCGCUUUAUACGAUAACUAGAGAAGAUGGAUCCACCAAAAAGAAAAUCUUUGAUGUAUGCUGGGACAAUGAAAUUGGUAUAAUAAGUGGUGGUGAAGAUAAAAAGAUUCAAAUUAAUAAAGGAACUGAUAUAGCUAAAUAG